This is a messenger RNA of Closterium sp. NIES-65, 4446 nucleotides long. NCBI's taxonomy places the organism in Eukaryota, Viridiplantae, Streptophyta, Zygnematophyceae, Desmidiales, Closteriaceae. The record is from the annotation of a GenBank genome assembly.
AUGAACAAGUAUUGGCUCCAAUUACCUGGGGAAGGCACCUGGGGUGCGACAUGCGUCUCGGCUGGAGUUCACUCCAGCCAGCAACAACCACUUCCACCCAUUCGUCCCUCCCUCCACCCCACCCCACCAAACCAGUGCCAUUGCCACCAUCUCUCCCUUCCGCCCCGCCUCUGCAUACUCUUCUGUUCCGCUGCUUUCUCUCCAAGUCGUGCCGUGUCUUCCGCCUUCGCUGCUGCUCUCACAAACCUCUUCGUUCGAUUCUCACACAGCAUUAUGGCCUCAAUCCCUCGCGCCCUCCCAUCCCCCCUCCCCGUCCCGUCGCGCCUUACCCUCAUCGCCCUCCUCGCGCUAAUCGCGCUCCUCCGCCAGGCGGAAGCCUACACCCCUCUGCCGAUCCCCGACGGGUGCGUCGCGGAGAUAGCGGAGGUCGACCGGGAGGCCAUGCGCGCGGUGUACGCAGCGCUGCCCGAGCUUAUGUUCUUCUGGCACGACAGCAUACCGCAGUACAAGUUGUUUGACGACAACCACAACGUCUCCUACUGCUGCGUCGCGCCCAAACCCGCUAAUGUGUCGUGCCGCCUCUGGUCCCCGCUCGAGUGCACGUCCACCGGCCGCAUCACGCGCAUUUUUUCUGACCCGAGCCGCCAGGACAUGCCCGGGCCCGUCGGGAGCGGAGGCAGCUGCCCACCCGGCGCGCUGUCGCCCGCCAUUGGCGAUCUCGCGGAGCUCUCGUCGCUUGUCUUCCGCCACUCGUGCCUCGCCGGCGACCUGCCGGACUCCGUCACGCGCCUCCAGAAGCUGACGAUUUUUGAAAUGCCCGAAAACAACUUCUCCGGGCCCAUUCCGCCUGGCCUCUUCCGCCUGCCCGCGCUCCGCCACGUGGAUCUGAGCACACUCAGUGAAUACCCGGAAUAUCAACUUCAGUAUGAAGGCCUUUCGGGGUCCCUUCCUGACGGCCCCGACGCGUACUCCCCGUCACUGGAAACGGUCAUCCUGUCCGGCAACGCGCUCUCGGGGGAGCUUCCGCGCGCCCUUCUCCGCGCGCCUGCGCUGCGCCAGUUGGACCUGCAGAGCAACAACAUCACGGGAGAACUCCCGGGGGAAGCGGGCGCGUAUUCGCGGAGCAUUACCGCGCUCAUCCUGCGCAACAACAGCCUGUCCGGCGCCAUUCCGCCCGCGCUGGCGUACAUGAGUGCGCUACAGAAACUCGACCUGGGGUGGAACCGCCUAUCCGGCGCGGUGCCUGCGGCGCUGCGCGACCCCGAGUCGCUAAAGGCGCUCGACGAGGUGCGGCUCGACAACAACGCGCUCACGCGGCCAUUCUGCGACGCGCUGCUGCCGGCGCGCGCGCUCUUGAUGGGCUUCAACGACUUCGGGGGCGCGAGCGCCGGGAGCAGCGCCAGCGCGAGCGACGGCAGAGGUGAGGAGGGAGGUGGGGGCUCUCUGCACGGCUGCGUGCUGCCCGCGAAGCUAGAGUUUCUCAGCGCGCCGCACGCGGGGCUGCGGGGGAGCGUUCCGCCCGACCUGUUCCUCGCGACCAACGCGCAGUCAGGGCGGAGGCCCUCUUUAGUUGAGUAUAUCCAGAUGGACCUGAGCCACAACAGCCUCUCGGGCAGCCUGAAAGCUUUCACGGUGCUUCCGACCGGUUUAUUCGACCUGUCGCAUAACAACUUCUCCGGCAGCAUUCCCGAGGCGUUUUUCAGCGACUUCUCGCGCGUGGAUCUGCGGUUUAACGACCUGCGGGGUCCGCUGUUCGACAGGCGCUGGGAUUCGCGUUCUCUUCUAUGGGUAUAUGAUUGGGACGUGCUGCGCGUGAGCAACAACAGCGCGCGCAUGGCGGGCGCCGUGGGCGCGGGGUACCUUCCAACCCAGGCGCCUGGUGUGCAGGCGUCCGCUGCAGAGACUGCUGCGCUGCUGGCGGUGCGCGAUGCGCUCCUGGGGGAAGCAGCGGGGGAAGCAGCGGGGGAAGCAGCCGGGGGAGCAGCAGGGGUAGCGGGGUUAGUGAACGGCGGAAACAGCUCGUGGGCGGAGAUUCUGCGCAGCUGGGACGCGAGCAGCAGCAGCGCGUGUGCGUGGUACGGCGUGGGGUGCACAGCAGACGGACACGUGGACACACUCCACCUGGAGGGCAACAUCAACGUCACGAUGCAACCCCAUGUGGUGACAGAAAUGCCCGACUGUGAAUACGAACAGAGCGAAUACGCGUUUAGCUCGCCGUCAUGCAACCUAAACCGUCCGUUACCUCCUGAUAGCGUGCGCUUCUUCCUGCAGGGCCUGCCUGGCGGGAGUGGCAGCAGCAGUGCGAGCAGGAGUGGCAGUCUGUCGGAAGCACUGGGGCAGCUGACGCACCUCACCUCUUUGCGCAUCUCCGCGCACGUCCUCUCCGGCGGCCUGCCGCCGUCCCUCUCGCGCCUCUCACACCUCGUCGCUCUCGACCUCUCCUCCAACCGCCACCUCUCCGGCUCCAUCCCCCCCGCCCUCUUCGCCCUCCCCUCGCUGCAAGAGCUCUCCCUCCGUGGGAACAACCUCACGGGAGAGCUCCUCCCAACCACCACUGCAGCAGCACCAGCAGCGCUGUCAGCGAGCUUGGAGGUUCUAGACGUGGGGAGGAACGGUCUGACGGGGUCCAUAGCAGCGCAGGUGGGUCUGCUGACGGGGCUGACGCGCCUGGCGCUGGACCACAACCGGCUGGACGGCAGCUUGCCACGUGAGCUCGGCGCGCUCUGGAUGCUCCGAGACCUGCAGCUGCAGGGGAACGCCCUCCAGGGGGACGUCUCUGCACUUGCUGCCGCCUUCCCCACUCCCCCUGCUGCUCCCGCCGAUUCUGCUGCCUCCAGUGCGCCUCUCGUGUGGGGUCUCUGCAGGGUGUUCCCGCUACUGACACGUCUGGACGUCAGCAGCAACAAGCUCUCGGGCGACGCAGCCACGCUCUUCCCUCGCGACCAACAAUUCCACACACUCAACUUGUCAAACAACCAACUCACGUGGGGCCCCGGCAGCAACGCCUCCUGGCACGCCAACUACCUGGACCUCUCACACAACCGCAUCAGCGCCCCGCUGCAGGGCCUUUUUGGAGACUUAUCGAAGAGGUUCUACUCGAGGGUGCUGCGUCUGUCGCACAAUCAGCUGUCAGGACCCAUCCCUGCCCCGCUCCUGGGGGACAGAGUGACAGUCGAGUUGGACCUCUCACACAACCUGCUCACGGGUUCAAUUCCUGCCAUCGACAAAUUGCACUUGAAGACACUCGAUCUGUCGUACAAUGAACUGUCUGGCACCCUUCCCCAGCUCGAUAGCACAUCCCGCCUCCCCCUUGCCUUCUUGGACUUUUCUUCCAAUGAACUCACAGGAAGCAUCUCCAAUGCUCUCAUCGCUGGCCUUACUGCCCUAACCCACUUAAAUAUCUCCAACAACCUGCUCUCCGACUCGCUGCCUCCUUCGCUCGCUCGUGUCCCUCCCCUCACCCAUCUGGACCUCUCGAGCAACAACCUCAAAGGCUCCCUGCCUGUCUUCGGUCAGGGCCAGCAGCGCCUCGCCUACCUAGACCUCUCCUUCAAUGCGUUCACUGGCACUGUUGCAGAAAAGACUUUUCCGUGCUCGGAGCAACAGGUGGAGGUUCGGCUGGGCCACAAUAAGCUCACUGGGAGCAUCUCCAAUGUCGUCUACUCCUCGUGCCUUUCACUGCUCGACCUCUCACACAACCAACUCUCUGGUCCCAUCCCAGACCCUCCCCAGGGGAAACGCCAGAGCUCCUCCCUCGUCCCCCUCGCCUACCUGGACCUCUCUUCAAAUAAACUCACAGGAACCAUUUCCAAUGCUCUAGUAUCCAGCCUUACAGCCCUAUCUUACUUGGAUCUCUCUGACAACCUGCUCUCAGGCUCGCUGCCCCGCUCCCUCGCUGCUCUCUCCCCCCUCACCCACCUGGACCUCUCACGCAACAAGCUCAAGGGCUCCCUGCCUGCCUUCUGCCAGGCCAAGCAGCGCCUCGCCUCUCUCCUCCUCUCCUCCAACGCUUUCUCCAGCCCCCUCUCCUCCCUCCUCCCCUCCUCCUCCUCCUGCGCCUCCUCCCUCCUCUCCCUCAACAUCUCCACCAACCAGCUCUCCGGCUCGCUCCCCGAGUCCCUCUCACGCUUCACUGCUCUGCAAUCCUUGCUAGCUGCGCGCAACCGCAUGAGCGGCAGCAUUCCUGCAGGGCUGGCGUCCCUGAAGGCCCUGCAGGAGCUGGACGUGUCGUGGAGCGGGCUGUCAGGCACCAUCCCUGCGCUGCUGCGUGCUGCUGCCCCCUCCCUGCAAGUGCACCUCGCUGGCAACGCCCUCUCUGGCUCCGUCCCCCCCUCUCUCUCCGACCUGCCCACCUCCUGCUUCCGCCCCGGCAACCCCAAGCUCUGUGGGAAACCCCUGCCUGACUGCAAGAAGCGCUCUUCCAAGCCCAGGAAGGGCCGGAUGUAG